GGCCGCUCCCUGGCUGCCAGUGCUCGCUAAGAUGGCGGAUUUCCUGCCGUCGCGGUCCCCGCUGUCGGGUUGCUUCCCCGGCUGCCUGCUCAACAGCAGCGAGGCGGAGCAGCAGCGAAAAUCCAAAGAGAUCGACAAGUGCCUCUACCGUGAGAAGACGUACGUCAAGCGGCUCGUCAAGAUCUUGCUGCUGGGCGCGGGCGAGAGCGGCAAGAGCACCUUCCUCAAACAGAUGCGCAUCAUUCACGGGGAGGACUGGGACCGCGCCGCUCGAGAGGAGUUCCGCGCCACCAUCUACAGCAACGUCAUCAAGGGUGUGAGAGUCCUUGUGGAUGCUCGAGAGAAACUUCAUAUUCCUUGGGGAGAUCCAGCUAACCAAACAAAUGGCGACAAACUGAUGUCCUUUGAUACCCGCUCAGGAGCAGUGAUACAUGGGAUGGUGGAGACCUCGGUUUUUUUACAGUACCUUCCAGCAAUAAGAGCCUUAUGGGCAGAUAGUGGUAUCCAGAAUGCCUAUGACAGGCGCAGAGAAUUUCAGCUGGGGGAAUCAAUAAAAUACUUUCUGGACAACUUGGAUAAACUUGGAGAACCAGACUAUCUUCCUUCGCAGCAAGAUAUUCUGUUGGCACGAAGACCUACAAAAGGGAUCCAUGAGUACAAUUUUGAAAUUAAAAAUGUUCCUUUCAAGAUGGUUGAUGUAGGUGGCCAAAGGUCAGAGCGAAAACGCUGGUUUGAGUGCUUUGACAGUGUCACCUCAAUACUGUUCCUGGUUUCUUCAAGUGAAUUCGACCAGGUACUUAUGGAGGAUCGACUAACAAAUCGCCUUACAGAAUCUUUGAACAUUUUUGAAACCAUAGUUAACAACCGGGUUUUCAGCAAUGUCUCCAUCAUUCUCUUUCUAAACAAGACAGACUUACUUGAAGAAAAGGUUCAAAAAGUAAGCAUCAAAGACUACUUCCCAGAAUUUGAAGGGGAUCCUCACAAUUUAAGAGAUGUCCAAAAAUUCCUGGUGGAUUGUUUUCGUACCAAACGCCGGGACCAGCAACAGAAGCCCCUAUACCACCACUUCACCACUGCUAUUAAUACAGAAAACAUCCGCCUUGUAUUCCGUGAUGUCAAGGAUACCAUCCUUCAUGACAACCUCAAGCAGCUUAUGCUACAGUGAUGUGCAAAAAGACUUUGAAUUGUGUUAAUAGUUUACAGCAGGAGUUGGAAAAAACUGGCCUUGUCAGACCUCAUGGUAUGUGGGUAAAAGCUGCUGCUGUUAUAGUUAUCGCCAAUUUCUCUUGAAAUGCAGGCUUUGAUAUUUUCCACUGUAAUUUCCAUUUUGAAUCUGCUUUCAUUUCUUAACAGACUUUAGUUUUGUAAAGCUAACUACAAGUUUUAACCUCUUUCAUCUUUUCACAUUGAUAAAGCCUGUACUCUUAACAUCUGUUAAUCUGUAGACAUACAGUUGAAAGAAUUUAGCUUGGAAACUUGCUAAGUUUAAAGUUGGUUUGGCAUGUGAAAGGACUAGAGAAGAGAUUAAUUCUGGACUGCUCUCCAGGCUUGGCUAACUACCAUCACCACCACCAAUUCUUCUGUGCAGCAAACAGCUCUACUCGGUCAAAUAAUUAAGCUGAAUUUGAAGUUUACAAAUGCAUUUUUGCUUCCAUGCCAAUAGAGGGUGCUCACAAAUAGUACCAACAAAGGAAAACUGUUGUGGUCCACUCCCACUGAAUAUGUUAAGCAAAUUGAAUCCUGCAUAGGGACUUCUGGUCUUACUUGGUGAUUUGCAGAUCAUACAGUUUGACAAAACCUAUGCAUUUACAGUUUGGAACAAUACUAGCUUAAAUCACAGCUGCUUGCAGCUUUGGAAGCUUUCAGUUGCUGUGAAUGAGCCAUUGUUUAAGAAUGCUCCUUGGGUUUUUUGUUCAGUUAGCCAGUUGGAUAAUGGAGGAGGCCAAGCAUGAUAUUUGUUUCUGGUAAGUGGUGACAGUGUUUAUAAAUGUCAGAUGCAACUUGUUUAAGUCAUGUGACAUCAUUGAGAGUUCGCACAGCUGUAGUUGACACAGGAUUGGCCAUUAUUUUGGCUAACAAGGCAAAACUUGUUUUCGAAAAGGAUAAAGCAACUGAGUUAUCUCCAAGGAAUACCAUAUGGCAAAAAAGUGAAAUUUGUAAAAGGAUUGUACCUUCCGCCUCAAUAUGCACCUCAAUAACUCAGCCUUGCAAACACACAUUCAUUGGAAAUAAAUGUAUGGACUAAUUGGUUUCUUUUUCAUCUCAGUAUUGAGGAUACUGGUGAUCCUUUUGAUUUCUCAGGUAUUGGUUUAUAAGCCCAUAUAUUACCAGUUGCUUUGGACAUCCUAGUUUAACUGUAAAAUUUAUUACAGGUAUUGAUCUGUUUAAAGCACAGCAUAAUAUCUACAAAAGGGAUUAACAUGUAUGCCUGCUUUACUGCCAUACAUGGUUAGCAUGCGACUAGCAACACAAGGUUCCUUUUCUAUUUCACAGGCCAAACUUAGUGCAUUACUAUUGCUCUCAACUGCCAAGUGUGAGUAUUACGUGAUUUAUGUGGAAGGAACACAGACAGCAAUAUUUCCAUAUUUAUUAAAACUAAAAUAAUUUUGCUACACUUGACCCAAGAGGUAUUGCUAAUUAAGUGCUUUAAUAGAGUAAGGCUCAAAUUUCAGUUCUUCAGUGGGCCUAGUCCACCAUUAGUAAAUGUUGUUGAUUUAGGAUCUUUUAACCUAAAGUGCCUCUUAAUUAGUCUUCCUUGCAGUGGCCUUAAUGAGAAUGUGGUUUAACUGAGAGUGGCUUUUGCAAAGGGUGAGGUGGGAAAGAGCUCUAUUGCCUGGCUAAAUUUCCAGACAUAGCACAGUGAUUAUAAUUAGUUAUUGUAUAUUUGUUAGGAAAUACAAAAAUGUUAUGAAUAACACCUAAAUGUUCUGGAAGUGUCAUUUCUCCCACUCAAGAUCCCCCCUCCCUAAAUUCUGUCAAAAUUCGUACAUUGUGGGAUUAGAAUGAUUUCACUAAUCUGUCUGUUAAAUUGAGCUGGAUAAGGACAUUGUUAUCCUUGUUAACUGGGCAGUAGCAGUUUUUUAAUCAUAUUUCCUACCAGGUUAAUCCAAUGAAGUAUGAUACUCAUGUGGAACUAACACUGUAUAAGAAGUAAGAAUAACCAAAGCUGUUUCAGUGCCUCAGUUUUAUAAUACUGCUAAUGCUGAUGGGAUACAGAGGUUACUGUUGAUUGGGUACAAAUUUGCCAUUGUGUUCUAGAAGGAUUGCUAUAAAAGGACAUUGAAGAAGUUCAGUUUAUUUAUAAAGGCAAAUGUAUGCUUGACAGCAAAAUUAAAAAUUAUAAAGUAGAUUUACCUAUGUGGCCAGUGUAAGGUUCAAAUGAUGCAUGUAUUUUUUCUCUGCUACCUUCUAAAUCCAAAGCAGCUGUGGAAAGCUGCAAAUAUACAUGAAAAAACUGGGGAGGGUGGUAAAGUUGCCCAAGCCUUUCUUAUCUGACAUCUUACUCAGCUGCUUACAACCUGAAGCUUGUAGGAACAAUAGGAAAAGUAGCCAGAAAAGGAAAGGUUAAGUAACCCUUUCCCCUGGCAUGUUUGUUUAACCUCCAAAGGCAGCUUUUGGAUUUAAAAUAAAGUCAUGGGAAACAUGCAUGCAACUGCGUAUCAUCUCUAAUUUGAAUAAUUGCUAUGAAAUCAAUGUUGGAACUAGAAACAUUGAAAGAGAUUCUGGAUUUUGGGUAAGCAAUGUCAUAUUCUGUCCCACAUGUCCAGGCUGUCAUCUUUGUUUCUUCCUCCUCCCUCAUCUUAUUAAUCAGUUUGGUUCUAGGUCAUCAUUCACCUGUCUAGAAGCCCUGGAAAACAUUUGGACUGAUUUUAUUGUCCUUGGGGUCUUUGGCACUCUCUGCAAUACUCCUACAAUGCUCUAGCAAUGCCCAAUAGUGUAACAAUAAAUAGUAAAAAAAGAGUCUCUUAAAAAGAAUGUUGUAGACAGCCUUCUAAAUUUACCCAAGAAUGCACUUGUAGAAUAUGCUUAGAAUGUCAAAAAUAUUUUUAACAUUCUAAUAGAAAUAUUGAUAAAACCUUACAUGUUGUGAUGCAGUUGUUUCAAAUUCAGGGCUGGAUUACCAGAUGCUUUUUUUUUUAGAAAUGGUUUUUUCUUAAAGUAUUUUAAUGGUUCAUAAUCCCUUUUAGAAGUUCUGGGACGUUCUUUAAAAAACCUGCCACAUUUAGAUUUCCUAAGAUUUCCAUGGAAUAGAAGCUGACUUACCUUGCCCACAAGUUGUGUCCAGUGCAUCCAGGGCAGGGGUUGGUAGGAAAGUGGAGAUGCUUCAUGGAACAUGAUCUACCAAAAUAGUUUACUUUCAACAUGAAUUUGAUUAUCUUGUAAGGUUAAAGACUAACCUUAAGCCUAGGAAGCAAUUUUUUUUCAAGAUAGUGAUUAGGUUCUGUGUAUGCUAGAGUCAGUUCACAGGUCAGUCUUUAAUAAGCCUUCCUCUGUUUGAUGGUACCAAAAAGACAUCUCAAAGAUGAGACAUGGAAGGAUGACACAGCAUUGUAUUAGUGCCAUUUGCAGUUUUCUUUAACUUGUACUUGAAAGCAAAUAAUUGCCACUUAUUUAAAACUGCUUCCCCAGUCUUCAAAAACAGUGAGUGCUUAUAUUCUAUAGAGCCUUUCUCAAAAAUAUAUAUUUUGUUAACAGCCUCACAAAAUCUUUAUCUAAUGAAACCAAGAUUUGUAUUAACUUUGUAUAAAUAUGGGGUGUUUUAUGGCUUUUUUUUUAAUAUGUGUAACUUUUGUAACUUUACGGAAACUAAGAGAAUCUGUUACUUUGUAAAUUGCCCCCUUGCCUUUGUUCUGUGUUGGCAAUAAAUUAUUUCUAAAUAAGGUCUUAAAAGGCAUAAUUUAAAAUGGGUUGAUUACUAUUAGAUGAAAGCAUCCUUUAGUUGUACAUUGCCUCUGUACAUACUCUGCAGGUGUUCCAACCAUUAAUACUGCCUUAUGUAAAAUAAAGUACUGACGGUAAAUAAACAAUAUACAUCCUCACUGCA
Messenger RNA from Varanus komodoensis (Komodo dragon), 5044 nucleotides. RefSeq names its product G protein subunit alpha 13 (gene GNA13). Gene Ontology annotation, molecular function: G-protein beta/gamma-subunit complex binding; guanyl nucleotide binding; D5 dopamine receptor binding. The coding region runs from base 32 to 1165 and encodes 377 amino acids. Gene Ontology annotation, biological process: adenylate cyclase-activating G protein-coupled receptor signaling pathway; Rho protein signal transduction. Lineage: Eukaryota; Metazoa; Chordata; Lepidosauria; Squamata; Varanidae. The transcript has 4 exons. The record is from RefSeq and is a predicted model, not a curated record. Gene Ontology annotation, cellular component: heterotrimeric G-protein complex; brush border membrane.